AUUUUUGCACAGAUAUAGAAUAACACUUUGGAGAAAUUUAGUUAUAAAUAAAGCUGUAGCCAGUGCUUGGAGCUUAAAUCUGACACUAGCGAUAAUAUAAACAAAAUUUCGCUAACAAAAAAAAAAUAUUUUAAAAAUUACAAAACAAAGAAUUGCAAAAAUGUCUAACGGAGGAGAUGAAUUUGAUGGAUGCGAGUGUGUUUGGAGCCAUGAAUUCGUAAUGCAACAGCUACUGGCACUGAUGCGUCGCAGUCAAACAAAUUGCAAUGAUGUGGAAUGCAUUGAUGUAUCUGGACGUUUACAGCAACCAGCUGUAGCACGUCAAGAUGAUAAUAUUGUUAUGAUGGUUAUGUUUAUGAUUCUUGCUGUAAUCAUGUAUUUAAUACGCCCCGAAACUUUAUUAAAGUUUACAAAUACCAAACGUCGUACUCCAGAUGGAGAUGAACGUCAUGGGGAUCCUCCUCCACCACCAGCACCGCCAGCUAUUCAUUAAAAAUACAAUAAGUAACGAAUUUAUAAAAUUUAUAUUCCGUUUAAAAAAAAUAUAUAUGUUUUAUAGUAAUACUUAAUCAAAUUAUAGAAAAUUAUACAUAAUCAAUCUUACAGAUAUGUCUAAAUAUUUAUAUAUUUAGACGGGCUGAAAAAAAAAAUAUCUUAACACAAACUAAUUCAAUAAUUUAUAAAAAUACGUAUUUGUAAUAUUAUUUUAUUAUUAUUAUUUAUACGCAAUUAUAUAGUAAUUGCAAAGCACAAAAUGAUUACAUUUUUAAUAAAAAUUU
This is a messenger RNA of Teleopsis dalmanni, 779 nucleotides long. Its product is annotated as small integral membrane protein 14-like. NCBI's taxonomy places the organism in Eukaryota, Metazoa, Arthropoda, Insecta, Diptera, Diopsidae. The record is from RefSeq and is a predicted model, not a curated record. The transcript is spliced from 4 exons. Gene Ontology annotation, cellular component: endoplasmic reticulum. Bases 161 to 493 code for a protein of 110 amino acids.